AUCUCGUGCCGCUUUUUAGACUAAGAAGAAGAAGAAGAAGAAAAGUAGAGAAAAGUAGAUGAAAGUAGAUGAAAGUAGAUGAAAGUAAAGGAGAAAAGACGAUCAGGAGAAGAAGGUCGAGUGGCGGUGAAGGAAGAGAGAGUGAUAGUGAAGAGUGAGGGUGAUAGUAAGGGUGGGUGGGGAGUGAAUAGGGGAUGGUGAUAGAGAGGGAGAGAGGAGGCUGUCCUGAUGUGCUGCUGAUGCUGAUGCUGCUGCCGCUUCUUACUAUGGCUCGUCCUGCUUCUUCUGUCUACUCGCGCGACUUGCAGCAUCUUCGCCUGCCUUCCUUUGCCCUCGCCGGGUCUCUCACCAACAACUCUUCUGCUAAUACUUCUGCUAAUCAUAAUAACACUUCUAAUAAUGACUCGACAGUGACCUCCAUCUCAGGCCUGCUCAGGACCGCCGAAGACCAGCCAGACCAGCCAGACUCAGACACAAGACAGACAGUAACCAUCACCAAUAAGAAUGAGAAGAAGAAGGAUAAAAAGAAUACAAAAGUAGACCUGCUCAACGCCCUGAUAGCCGUCCUGACGCUGGCCCUGCUCGUCCUGCUCGUCCUCAGCUGCGUCGUGGCUCUCGGCGGAUUCAACCAUCCGUCUUCUUCUUCUUCUCCUCCUACAGGCACACAAACAGCUACAGCUUCAUCAGGCAUCGACAUCUCGCCUGGCGGGCCGGAUGAGCCGACAACAACACCAACAACUUCUGCAGCUACUGCUACAGCUACCACGGAACACGAGAGAGAGAAGCUCUCGGCCCUGAUUCCCUUUCUCACCUUUGCGGCCGGCAAGACGCUGACGAUGGACGGGCCAGACGCUGCUCAGACAGCAGGCUAACAGAUACAACUGCUGUGUUUUGUUUUGCGUACCCCAUGGGGUUCGUGUUGGGCUGGACCGAAGGAUGGGCUGGGGCUGGGGACAAGGCUGGUAUCGACUCCCUGCAGAUGGAUUAAUUUUAUUAGGAUUAGGAUUGAUUAUUGGGAUCAGAAUUUUAUCCGGUUUGCCCCUUACAUGGAACUGGUGACUGGUCGAAGGCGAAAAAGAAAAGAGUGGAGAGUGAAAAGUUUGAUCGCUGCGUCGCACAGGGCUGACCGGAUAUUACUUUUGAUUUACUUGAUGUGUAUCAGUGGCACCGAGGUCAGUCGACGAGGUCAGUCGACGAGGUCAGACUCAUACCCAAGUACGUUCAUUAACUUAUUCUCGCAAACCAUACACUUUUACCAUACUGCUCAAUAGAAAGCACAUUCCAUUGGCCUAUAACACUUUGCUACCUUGAAUACCCUUUGCCUUGGUCAUGCUAGAGACAAGGUUAGGGUAGUCAUUUCACUCCCAUCGCGCAAGCAGAGUGCCACAUCAUUUGGCCAAAGUCGCAUUUGUUCUAUAGCCCAAUGCACAGUCUCCAAUAAACACCGAAGCUUCUUGAGUCAACGCUUUGAGCCAAUUGAGAUCACCAGAAGUAAGAAGGUCAAGUUUCCCAAUACUCUCGCUCAUCGAGCUCUGCAUUUUGGACUAGCAUAUGCUCAAACUGGGGUUACCAACCGCCUGACCUCUUUCUCGGGACAUCACUGAAAGCCUCCAUUUCCCGUUGAACAAAGUAAAAUAGUCUGGAACAUCUAUCACUGAGCUCCUUAAUGAGCUGGAUAUCGCAGUGUUCAAAGGCACGCAAACUGGGGCUCAUAGCUACCCACAGUCUCCCACGAUGAACGGCAGUGGGCUGUAUUAACCUCUUGGCCCAAAUGAAACACUCAUAGUAAUAAAAAGCCAGGGGCAGGUGCGUGCCUUUACUGGAGCUGUAUCCGGCUUCCCCCUUUUAGCUCGGAAAUCGGAGGUUUUAUCCCCUGCCUAAUAGGCUAUAUGCAACCCCCUCAUAUAGGCACUUCAGCUACCACUUUCCAAUACACAAAACAGAUGCCAAACCUAUAAAACUUGCAAAUUGUAAUCUCGCGGUCCCCAGAGAUCAGAGGAAGCAAGCUAAUUUGCAAUAGUUCCGAGACGAAAUUGGUGGGGUCGUGCCAAGCCUACCCGGCAGCAAUCAAUAACCUUAUUACAGUUAGGGUUUUAAAGUUAGACUUGCCGUCCUCCGUCCGGAGUCACGAACCGCUGGACUACGUCAAGUGACACUGUGACUCUUGAAAACUAACCACGCAAGCAAACUUCUCCUGAGCUCCUUUUCUAAUUGCAACGUCCCCCUACUCAAAUCAUAUGCUGUCUUUCUUUGUAAGAAAAUAUCGAGGCUACGCGUUGAUGGCCACGCCUGAAGAGCGGUUGCUGUGGCUCAAUGCCGCCUCCAUUGUUGAUGAGAAGCUGCACGGGGUAUGUAUAUCUGGCUUCAUUACUUCUUCAUCAUGUCUGUAUCCGAUCUGAUUGUUCCCUCAGGCUCUUCUAGACGUAGUUUCUACCCAGGGUCGCUACCUUAAGCCCCGUUCUGAUACCCCCGUAUGCGAAAGAAUAUACGAUCCUCUAUUUAUUAAGAAAUUCGGAUCUCGCCUUAAUGGCUUGCUCUUUAAUUAAAGACUGCGACGCCGCAAAUA
This is a messenger RNA of Trichophyton rubrum CBS 118892, 2566 nucleotides long. RefSeq lists its product as uncharacterized. NCBI's taxonomy places the organism in Eukaryota, Fungi, Ascomycota, Eurotiomycetes, Onygenales, Arthrodermataceae. The coding region runs from base 195 to 872 and encodes 225 amino acids. The transcript has a single exon. The record is from RefSeq and is a predicted model, not a curated record.